This is a messenger RNA of Scaptodrosophila lebanonensis, 571 nucleotides long. RefSeq lists its product as uncharacterized. Lineage: Eukaryota; Metazoa; Arthropoda; Insecta; Diptera; Drosophilidae. The transcript is spliced from 2 exons. The coding region runs from base 58 to 459 and encodes 133 amino acids. The record is from RefSeq and is a predicted model, not a curated record.
CAUUCUCCCAGAUUUUCAGUUCCGAAAAAUAAACUAAAUUAUCGUUAUCAAAUUAUAAUGGCGCGCAAGAAAGUAAGAGACACAAAAUCAGUAAAAAGACAAGCGGCAAGUCGUCGAGAUAAGCGGAUCAGAAAUAUUUCGCAGCAAUACAAAUCAAAGCCUUUUCAACACAAACCGAUCAAAUCGAUUCUUGUGAAGGGAAAAUUCUCCAAGGUUGGAAAGGCACCGCUAAAGCGUAAAGCACGGAAAGAUCAAACAAAAAGUCGCAAGACGCCGAUCAGGAAGCGCAGGACUGCCAAAAAUGUAGAAGCAGACCUCCAGCUGUUUAGCCCCGAUAACAGCGUAGAGCCGCAAUUGCCACAAAGACGCUGCGCAGUGUGUGCCCAGUUCUUCAUCAAGGACAAUAACUGGCAGGAGGCGAAGAAACAGUUUGAGCUCAACAAGCAGCAUAUCCCAUAAAAAUGCCGGCUACCUUUUUUUCAAUUCAUGGAAUUUUGUUUUUUUCAACAUCCAAAUAAUUGUCUGCCUUCAAAUUUCUUCGCUGAAUUAAUAUAAAAUUUUGUGCAUUAAA